Messenger RNA from Solea senegalensis (Senegalese sole), 5960 nucleotides. It is a transcript of the gene arhgap31, whose product is annotated as Rho GTPase activating protein 31. Bases 411 to 4229 code for a protein of 1272 amino acids. Gene Ontology annotation, molecular function: GTPase activator activity. The transcript is spliced from 15 exons. Lineage: Eukaryota; Metazoa; Chordata; Actinopteri; Pleuronectiformes; Soleidae. Gene Ontology annotation, biological process: small GTPase-mediated signal transduction. The record is from RefSeq and is a predicted model, not a curated record.
AACUCUGCAACUCCAGUGUUAGAAGAAUGUCAGUGAGGUGUUUGAUUACAGCGUGUAAUGUAUUUGUGUAAGAGCAGGAUUUCACCAGUGGGGUAUUUACGACAGCAGAUAACGUCCCAGUGCUUUGUCAAGUACAUCCAAACAUUUUUCUGUGCCAGUGGUAGCUCCUCUUCAUCUACAGCUUAAAGACUCUGGGUGAAUAGAAAGACUGGAAAAACCUCAGAGAUAAAGCAGCGGAGUGCCACGUCCCGGCCGAGCAACAGUCACACCACGUCUUUUCUCUCACCAUCCCUUGAAAUCAUGACAAUCUGAAGGACUUAAAGUUGAAAAUGUGACGUCACUUCUGCUCUCAGCCUCCAACACUGUGGGGGCGUCUUGUUUUAAUCACCUGGACCACUAACUGGAGCCACAUGAAGAAUAAAGGGACUAAGCAGAAGCUCAAAAAGAAAGGGAUUGAAAAUGUGUUCGGCUGUGACUUGACAGAACAUCUCCAGAAUUCAGGACAAGAUGUUCCUCAGGUCCUGAAGAAAUGUGCAGAGUUUAUUGAGAAGCAUGGGGUUGUGGAUGGGAUCUACAGGCUGUCAGGGAUCACCUCGAACAUCCAGCGUCUCAGGCAGGAAUUCUGCUCUGAGGCAUGCCCUGACCUUACAAAGGAAGUGUACCUCCAGGACAUCCACUGUGUGGGUUCCUUAUGUAAGCUGUACUUCAGGGAGCUUCCCAAUCCCCUGCUCACGUAUGAGUUAUACAGCAAAUUCACGGAAGUCGUCUUGGUCCAAGGGGAUCAUGAGAGACUUGUAUAUGUUCAGAAGAUCAUCAAAGAACUGCCGACUCCUCACUUCAGGACUUUGGAGUACCUCACUAAGCACUUGGCCCACCUCGCUACUUUAAGCACUCAGACAAACAUGCAUACACGUAACCUGGCUCUGGUGUGGGCGCCAAAUCUGUUAAGAUCCAAAAACAUUGAGGUUUCGUCUGGUAAUGGAGACAUGGCGUUCCAGGAGGUGCGGAUACAACAGUCAGUGGUUGAGUUUAUUCUAAACCAUACAGAUCAACUCUUCAGCAGUGGUUCGGCACAACUCAAACCCAAAGAAGGCCCAAGUUUGAUGUGUGGGGAGAAGUACGCCACGCUCCCAAUCAGCGGUCAGUGUGGGCCAAUGAAACUGAUGAGCCUGGAAGAAGCCCAGGCUCGUUCCUUAAGUCCAAACCAUCCUGUGCACAAGGAACGUCAGAGAGAGAACAGUCUUCCUGACACCAGCACUGCCACGCUCUACCACACCGUCAUAGACAUAUCAGACAGCAAGAGGAAGUUUUCUGGGAAAUCAAAGAAAUGGAAGUCCAUCUUCAACCUGGGAAGAUCUGUGGACUCAAAGGGAAAACUGAGCCGCAAUGGCAGCGUGUUCAUACGAGCACAGGGGAUAACAGAAAAAGCGGCUCUACGUCCAUCCAGGAGCAUGGAGUCCUUGUGUUCUUUACCAACAGAUGAUGAAAGAGCAGGAAACAACAGUACAGCUGGAGGCAGCAUUUUUCUUCCGGAUGUAAAGUCCAGAACACUGGGAUCAGACUAUGACCUGGACGAGCACGACCAAAACUGGGAGUUUAAAGGGAAAAAAUCUGCCGGGGCAACAGGUGGAUGGAGCUCCAGCAUGAACCAAAAGGCCUCACCGAGUGCUUCUGCGUCUCCCCAGAAAACACUGCCAGAGCAGCUGAAGGUGUUCAAAGGUGACGACCUCAGUGGCUACAAACCCACGUCUCCAAAAAACAGGAGAAUGCUGUACUCGGGCUCUUCCCAAAACAGCUCGUCUCGACCUUCCUUCCCAGGGAGCUUCUUCCCACUGGAGUCCUCGCCGCGGCAUCAGCGGCGAGCCGUCAACAUAUCGGAGCCUUUUGCUGUGUCUGUGCCCCUGCGUGUGUCAGCUGUUAUCAGCUCCAACAGCACACCAUGCAGGGGGCAUGCCAAGGACAAAGCAGCGACUUUAAAACCGUGCAGAGGAGCGUCAGAGCAAAGCAUCAGCGGUGGAAAGAGCAACACUUUCCCCCAACUGGAACCAAAGAAGCAGGAAGGAACAGAUAAGACAAACACAGAGGAGCUGACCUGUAGAGUUCCUCCAGAGGGUACAAGCAAGCAGACAAAAGGCCAAGUGGGGAUGAGUAUUUCUGCACUGGAAGCACUGUCUUCUGCAAACGUGAGAGAAAGCAAGGGGGCAGCGCCAUCUCCUGGGAGAGAAUUGCACAAACUGGACAAAACUCGUUCUACUGAGAAAGAGCUGUGGUCUGAGCUGAAGAUAACCGAGCCUGAAAUCGACCUGCUGGAUGAGAAACCCGUUUUCAGCUCCAGGAGCUCGAGUGAGGGCACAAAGUUAACGAUGGAUGUUAAGUCCAAACGGAGCCGCAGCUCUCCCUCUCUGACGUUGCUCUGCCGGGAGCAGACCUCAAAUACCUCUCUGAGUGACCAUGUAUUUGCCACUGGAUCAAAGUCUGCAAAGAAACAGCCCUCGGAGUCAGACAUCGUAUUUUCUCUCCACAAAAGCGUUGACGUAUUUGUUGAUAGAGACUUAGAAAAUGCCUGCUCUGCUCACAGAGGAGAGGAGGAAGCGAGGAAACGGCUUCCUGAGGCGCCACCCUCAGACAAAGAUGAACCAGUGCACACUAAAGAGAGACAAAUCAUUUUACAGGAUUCUCCUUUGUCUGGAACUGAUGCUGAAGCAGGCUUCACAAGAACAGAUGAUGCAGAUCAGUCACAGAAAUGUGACAUUCCUCAUGAGGACAGAAGACUCUUCUUUGAUGGAGCAAAGAGGAGCGUGAUCCCUGAGUUGGAGCUUGCCCAGAGGCUUUCAGUGUGUUUGGAGGAGAGACCGAACACCUUGGAGUUGCCACGCCUUGAUGAUGAAGGAUGUGGAGAAAACUUGGAGGAGCUGGACUUGGUGGAGCCCUGGGAUGAUCUUAGCUCCACCCAGCAGUGGGUUACCAGUCCCCUUCAUUCACCCGACAUUGAGGAGCUGUUUAACCAGCUGUCGCCCUUCAGCCCUCGCGAGGAAGCUUCAAGCUCAGAGGAGGCAACGAUUUCCCCUCCUUCAUGUGAUCAUAGCAAACAACCUGCCAUUAAGAGCAAUGAGCGCUCGUCCGGCAGCAUUCCACAAACGUCCAGCUGCAAACCAGAAACGAAAUGGACGUAUUUGCCAUCGGUGCCUACGCGAGUCAAUGUGAACAGCAAUAACACUACACAACCUCACACAGGGAAGAAUACAGUGUCAUCUCAUCGGUUUCACAGACAGAUGUCUUAUGAGGCAGCUACUCCAGAGAAAAGAGAGGAAAGUCGUUUUUCCAAACACAGACCAUAUUCACUUAAUUUAGAUCUGGGCCACCGGUGCAUCAGAGACAUUUCUAAUCAGCAAAAUCGUUGCUCGUCCGAGUUUUCGUCCAGUCAGAAAUCACUGAUUUCUGUGAACAACGGCCUGCCCUCAGACUUGGAGAUGUUCCUGAGCGAUGGGCAGGCGCCGUUACGUCGAAAUUCAGCCCCAGUCAGCGUGUCGUCGGUGCGGACGCCAUUUAUGAUUAAGACAUGUCAGGCCAAAGCUGUGCCCGUCAUCCCUCCCAAGGUGCAGUACAGUCAAAUACCUCACUCCAGGCGCGAGAACGAUUUUGAGGCCUUGAAGGAACAAGAAAAGGAAUAUCCCAAAGUGAGCGCAGAGAAAAGCAGCUCUGCACCUCCUCAGAUGAUGUCCGACCUAAAGGAGGAGUUGGAGAACAAGGAGCCUGUGCCCAAACACCAACAACAUGCAAGUGCUGAGAAAUCUGCGGAGGCCGUGAAGACCACAUCUACUCCAGAGCUGCCAGUCAUAGCGAGGAGACAUGCGCCCAGUGUGGAGGUGUUUGUGGACUGUCCCAGACCCAACAGAGGGAACCUUUUACAAAGACCGUCCUUCAGGAACAGGCAGAGACCUCAGAGUCUCAUCCUGCUCAGCCCUCCUUUUCCCAUCAUGGACUACCCGCCAGCAGGAGACGACGGCAAGCUCCUCUCGUCCAUGAAGGGCUUGAAUGACUCUUCGGCAGUGAAUGUCUUUUCUAAAGAGAUGGCAGAUAAUUUAAGGAUGGCGGAGGGGAUCACGCUUCAAAACAAAAUGACUAUUCCUAAAAGUGGCCAGAGGCUGGAAACUUCGACCAGCUGCUUCUACCAGCCACAGAGGCGCUCCAUGAUAUUUGACAGCAGGAGCCACAGGCAGAUUGAGUGACUGUGAGACUGGCUGUCUGUGUGUAGACAUCACAGGGUCCCUGGGGCUUGAAGUCAUGAAGGUGUUGUUUCAUGUAAGGAAGCGUCUCAUGGACUUUCUUUUGUAGAUGAAUUGUUUGGUGUGUAAAAUAUUAGUGAACAGAAUUGAUCGACAAAUAGUUUCAGCACUACUGAAAAUCCUACACGCACAUGUUCCACGUCACUGCUUAUCAGUGACGUGGAGAUCAAAUCAAAUACACAUAUGGACGUAUGAGUUAUUGAAUAUACAUGAGACAGAAUAAAAAGCAAGAUUGCACAUUUUAAAUCACAUAAAAAGGUUGAAGAAGAAGAAGAAGGAAUUAGUGAAAAAAACUAGUAUUCCAGUGGUUUCCUAUAUACACAUCAGGCCCUUUGUAACAGUCACAGAAUAUAUUAUAUUCUGUUGUGAUAAGAGUAUUAGAAAUGGGAAGAAAUGAUGUUUAACUACACUAGAUAGUAUUUAUAUUUUGAGUGUUUCCCUCUCUCAAUAACUUUUCCUCCGCUGAUUUCAACCAAAACUGGGCAAACAGCAUUUGUGUCAUAUUCAUAAAGAUGUUUUCCACCUUUUUUUGUAUCGUUUGUUUCAUGUUGGAUUGUAAAAGGUUUACUGGUUUUUAAAGGUGUCUACAAACAGUAGGUGUACAUUAAAGGUUAGUGACUAAUAAUUGUUUAACAGUUUUACAGAUUUAGAUUUAUUUUACAGUUGUCCACUUGAUGCUGAUCAAUGUGUUAUACUGUAUGUGUUGGUUCUGUGAUAAGCUGAUGACUAUGUCUAUUUUUAAACUAAUAUUUAAAAAGGAAAUUUCUUUUUCUCUGAUGAAACUAUAUCAGAUGUUUAAUUCAUAGUAUUUAGCCAGAGAAAGACUACAACUGUCUUCAUCUUCUGUGAUUACUUUGUGUUUCAUGUGUUUCUUUGACCAUGAGGAUGAUCAACCAUUAUUGUAGUUAAAGAGGAAAGAAAAGAGUCUGACGAUAAACUGGAGGCUGACUUUGUGCACACUGACUGUAUUCACUGUGUUUGGACGUUGAUGGUGCUGCAAGUCAGAUAGUUGUAUCUCCAGGUGUUUCAUGUGUUCUUUACUGUUUGUGUUGUUUUUAGACUGAGCACCCAUGCAUGCAAGAUAGUUUGGAUGUUAAAGUUGUAGAGGUUAGAUUAUUAUUAUUAUUUUCAUGGAGAUAUCCUUUUUUUAACAUUUGUCUUAUGUGUUGAUAGUGACCGAUGUAUAUUACAAGAGAAAACACAAAGAAAGUGAGAAUAUUAUGACAAGAGUUUGGUCUUUAUUGCCUGAUAAUAGCAAAAUGUACAUACAGUAAGUAAAAAAAAAAGUUAUGGGAAUAAAAAUGUAUAAACAUCAUUGUUUUUGUUGACAUGUCACCUUUAAUUAAGAUGUAUGUGGAAUAGCUAUAGUUGCUAUAGUUGUUGAAUGAGAGUGUCUUGUGGUUUAAAUUUACACUAAUUAGACUAUUUUCUCUUGAUUCCAGAGACUUUAAAACAUUUACACUUACACUGAGUGGAGCAACAUACAAGAGGCUGUGGUUCUGCUGUGUGUGAAUGAGGACCAUUUAAGGGGCCCCCUCACAGGGAAGGGGCCCUUUGCAGAUCACGUUUGUGCAUGUGUUGUAUUUGGGAGCAGAAUGCCUAUACUUUAAUUACACUCGCAUGAGGUAUUUUAUUUUAUAAAUUACAACGCAGCAUUAAAAUGCAUUCAGUCAA